GCGUCUGUAUGUCUAGCAGCACCAGACAUACGUCUACUUAAAAGCAAUCACGAGAUUAUGGUACUGUGCGGUACAUUGAAUUUUGGCAAGUCAAGUGUUGGGAAGGAUAUGGAAAACCAAGGAAGUGAGAAGACUGAAAGUGAAGAGAAACAGCUGACUCAUGGAGCGGCUGCUGUUCCGCUUCAUCUGCCGCAUUGUGCAAAUGAUGAGAUCAAGAUUGAUGUUGUGCCCUUGCCACACUGUGGAGUGAGAGUUAUCGUUCAAGACAAGCGGAACCGGCCGCAGUCGAACCAGCCUAGAGACGGCGAUAUCGUUUCGUUGUGGUCAGUGAUGUCCAAUGCAGGAGAUGGGUUCCUACAAGUGACCAACGUGAAAGUGGACCCUUUUCUUGACAAAGACGAAUACGUGGUCAACACAGCUGGAGAGCUUGACACGGACGCAACAAAAUUCAUGUGGCAGACAAGGUUUUCACCUGGCAAUGCUCACCCUUGGAUCAAUAUUACCGACCUUGACCCAGUUAUCCUGAAAAUCCGUGGAACCCAGUUUAAACAAGAUGGCGACAAUUCUUGGUACAUUAUUACUGUAGACGGAGAUGACGUCGUUGCGAAACCAGAGAAUGUUUUCCCUGGAGAGGAUGCAACACAGACCAAUCAGUUCCAAAUAUUCAACCCGUCCAGGUGGCCGGUAUAUAGCAUGCCAGAGGUUGGGCGGAAUAUCAGAUUCAACAUUAAUAAUGCUGGAAGUAACAUGUUCCUUGGCUCAAGUGCAAAAGGCAAAGCUCGGAAAGUCUCGCAGGAAGGAGAUCCAGAGGGCGCUAACUACUACUGGCCGAACCCCGCCAUUUUGUUUUUUGUCUACGAUAGAGGGCAGCCUAUAUAGGACAAACGUAAUUUGUCGCUAGAACAAUCAAACAAAUCCUUAGUAGCUGUACUGGUGUGUCCAUUAUGAGUGCCAGACUAAAUAUAGAAACACACUUAGAAUAAUUCAUAAACUGUAGAUUAAAGAAUACGGUUUGUCAAUCACUGAAAACACUGACGAGGAAAGCUCUUUUACCAAUAAAACUUCU
Molecule: messenger RNA, 1066 nt
Organism: Lingula anatina
Lineage: Eukaryota; Metazoa; Brachiopoda; Lingulata; Lingulida; Lingulidae
Source: RefSeq, a predicted model, not a curated record